CGGAAGCGGUCGUUUCCAAGGCAACCGAAGGAGGAGGGAAACGGUGAUCCGCAACGGAUCUUAUGGGGGAGAUCGAGACCUUUCCCCUUUCGUUUGGCUUUUGGAGCGAGCCGAAGGCAUUGCCAGGAGGGCGGGUGGCAAAGCCGUGAUGGAGACUGUAGAAGAAGAAAACUUUGGCAUAUCCAUUUCCUCCCCUUCAGAUGCAGAAUUUGAUGCUGUUGUUGGAUAUUUGGAAGAUAUUAUAAUGGAUCAGGACUUUCAACUCAUACAAAGAAACUUUAUGGAUAAAUACUACCAAGAGUUUGAUGAUACAGAGGAAAAUAAACUAAUUUACACUCCAAUUUUCAAUGAAUACAUUUGCUUAAUUGAGAAAUAUAUCGAAGAGAAACUCUUGGACAGGAUUCCUGGCUUCAACAUGUCAGCCUUCACCUUGUCUCUGCAGCAGCACAAGGAUGAAAUAGCUGGAGACAUUUUUGACAUGCUUCUUACAUUUACUGACUUCCUGGCAUUUAAAGAAAUGUUCCUGGAUUACAGAGCGGAAAAAGAAGGCCGAGGUCUUGACUUGACCAGUGGCUUCGUGGUGACACCUUUGAGCAAGUCUUCUGUAUCUCCUGCACAGAACAGCCUGCGCCGCUAGCCGUGACCUCCAAGCAUCUGAGCUUGGGACAUUGGGACCACAGCAGGCAGCAGUUAAAAGAAGAACAAUGUACCAGACUGUUGAAUCACCCUCCAGCUCAGCAGGCCCGGUAGCCUCAGCCAGUUGUGUGAAUGGUUGUUUGUUUCUGCAUGAUUGGCAACUAUUAUCACUCCAUCCUGCUUAGAACAAUGGUCUUGUAGCUCUUGGAUCUGCUCCGUAGCAACCAAACUGGAUUUUUACACUGUGCAGAGAUGAUUGGUUGGAUGGUGGCUCGCUUUCAGCAGGUGCUUCUUCGUCAGGGCCCUAGAGGAACGGAAGUAGUGUCUUGAACCUGUUGUGGGUUGAAUGCACGUCCCCGGCAAGUUCUCAGAAAUACACCUGUUCUGGCAAAAGCAUUUUCAACAUGGCUGCUAAUGCCAAAUUUUGACUUUUAACAGAAAGUGUGUGUGGUUGACAUGAAUAUAUAUAUUUAUUUAUAGCAUGAAGCUAUUCCUUGUUUUAUUUUCUAGUAGCCAUAGAUGUGUGUCCCUCCCGUCGGCUGUCCUGUGACUUUGGAACUCAAGACCUCACCUAGUUGUAAACGUAACCAUGUUUUGGAAAUGCAGUGUUAACUUUUCGUCCUUCCUCAGCAGCUUUACACCACCUUUUUGUACUACCUACAGCAGGGGGCUCCCAACUCUGGCGCCCCAGAUGUUCAUGGACUACGAUUCCCAUCAGUCCCUGCCAGCAUGGCCAGUAUAUGUGCUAGCAAAGACUACUUUUCUAUACUGCAGUCACUUAGGGCAAAUCUGUGCUACAGCUUUAAUCUGGUUCAACCACCAGGGAGGUAACUUCUUUUUUCAUAGAAUGACAGUUCCUUGGAUUCUGCAGAGAAGCAUCAUCAUAGUUCAACUCAGCUUAAGUUUGUUGUCUACAUAUCUCUCUGUUGUACAUUGAAACUCACGGCUUCUCUGGAGCUGUUUUGGGAACUGGUGAGUGAAGUGAAGGACCUAAACUCCAGAAGAUUUUGAAUACCUUCUAAAGCUUCCAAGAUUUAUUUAGGAAAAUGAUGGCUGCCAAGCUAGUUUGAGUCAGCUCUGUUGGAAGAAUGAUUGGAUAAAUUACCUGCGAAUUUUUAUCAGCGUUGGACUUUCGGAGAUUAAAAAAAGAAAAGUAAAUCACAUGGAAAAAUGUCCAUUUUGGGGUGAAUCUGUAAAUUUGCAUCUUGGCAGAAUAUUUGGGGAACCUGGCCUGUAUUCCCAUGGAAACAGCCCCUAGUAUUUAUCAGGGCUUUUCUUUCUGCGUCAAUGGCUGACCCAAGUCACCUGAUCAUAUGCACUAGUAGUGUUUGGCUAUUCUUGGCCACACCCAUCUGUGCCUGCUUUCCUCUCUGUGAGUUCACAGAGCACCUGCUAAAGCAGAAAGCCUGACUACUGCCAUUUUGAAUUGUGCCAUGCAGCAGAGUAAGAAAUUAAAAAACCCAAGAUCUUAAGUGGUUCAAAUCUUUCACAUGUGGCUUACCUUUAGAAUAAAGAUUGGCACUGUGUGUGGCAUUACAGUGGUAGCCGGUAUCCCCCACCUCCCCCCAAUAUGUGUACUGAACGGGAGAAGAUUUCUUUUUCAAAAGGUAUCAUGACGAGCGAGGCCAUAACUAUAAACAGAGCUGCGUAGAUUUAUAUUUGGAGCCUUAAAUCUUCGGUAAUCGCUGGGGCACCACUUUAGUCCCAGACACCUUGUGUUCUGAAUCUUUUGUGCAGAUGCAAUCCAAAACGGCAUCUGUCUGGCAAUUGCUUGCUUGUAAUAAAUCUUGGACCACUGGAGUUUAAAAUCAUAAUGAAGAUUCUGCCUGUGUUGUAGCAUUUCCGUAGUUGCAUUCAGUGAAGUUUUCAGGCUGAUCUGAAAUGAAGCAAACCACACAUGACAAGAGAGACCAAUUGCCAUGUUCGCCCGUUGUUCAUUCAUGCAAGCUAAUGUGUAUAAAUUAGGUAUCCCCUCCACUGAAGGUGCUGGUGUAUCAACAUACAUCAUUACUGAUGUUACAGUAAGCAAGUUAUUUGCUUUGAAAGAAUGCUAGCGACCUGUGAUGUCAUCUAACGACAGUAUUGAUGAGAGCAGCCAACAUCCAAUCCAGGUGCUGAUCAAAACAUAGAUGCUAAGGAUCCUGACCUUCCCUUCUAUUUUCUCUGUUGGCACAAGUGCCAGUUUACCUUUAAAAGUGUUGUAUUCGUUACCCACUUGGCAGUAAUGCUUUGAGGUAACCGAGAAAAGGACUUGUCCUCUUUUUAACCAUUCCUUCCCCCUAACAAAAAUCUUGAGUGCAUUGGAUUAAUUUUGGUACUGUCUGAAAGCCUCAGCUGUCCUUGGAGGGAACCUGGAAGAAACAGAGUAUACAAUUGCUACGGAUACGCUGGCCAUCAGGAAUCUUGAUGCAGGUUCUGGUGUGGCUUCUAUGGAUCAUGUUCCGAGUGCGCAGUCUAUUGAAGUUAGCUUUGCAUCAAGCAAAGAGCUUUGCUCUUAGCUGAGGAAACCAGCUAGAGAUACAAAAUUGUGUAUUUGUUUGCGUUGGAUUAAACAACUUAUUUCAAGUUCAA
Messenger RNA from Sphaerodactylus townsendi, 3207 nucleotides. It is a transcript of the gene ARL2BP, whose product is annotated as ADP ribosylation factor like GTPase 2 binding protein. Gene Ontology annotation, biological process: positive regulation of tyrosine phosphorylation of STAT protein; maintenance of protein location in nucleus. Gene Ontology annotation, cellular component: mitochondrial intermembrane space. The transcript is spliced from 7 exons. The record is from RefSeq and is a predicted model, not a curated record. NCBI's taxonomy places the organism in Eukaryota, Metazoa, Chordata, Lepidosauria, Squamata, Sphaerodactylidae. Bases 149 to 637 code for a protein of 162 amino acids.